Molecule: messenger RNA, 695 nt
Organism: Oncorhynchus gorbuscha (pink salmon)
Lineage: Eukaryota; Metazoa; Chordata; Actinopteri; Salmoniformes; Salmonidae
Product: DPH3 homolog
Exons: 3
Coding region: 112-369 (85 amino acids)
Biological process (GO): protein histidyl modification to diphthamide
Molecular function (GO): metal ion binding
Source: RefSeq, a predicted model, not a curated record
AUGACGACAUGAUGUGCGACUGCGCAGAGAUGGUACGUCACACGUUCGCUUAACAGAGUAAUGUAAUCAACUAGCUAGCUAGCUGGGUACGAAUUAAAUUAUUUUACUCUAAUGUCGGUCUAUCACGACGAAGUUGAGAUCGAGGACUUUGAAUAUGACGAGGAUGAAGAGACAUACUAUUUUCCCUGCCCAUGUGGCGACAGAUUUGCCAUAACCAAAGAGGAUUUGGAAAAUGGUGAAGAAGUCGCGACGUGUCCGAGCUGCUCGCUCAUUGUUAAAGUAAUCUACGACAAGGAGGAAUUUAUGUCUGGGGAGAUAAUCGAAGCACCAGCUACAGAGAGCAGAUUGAAACUGGCUCAGUCCUCCUGACAGCAAUGACACACCUCUUCAGUUUCUCAUCUACCAUCAGUAAAAGUGGACCCUGUUGCAUUUGUAUGUGCUCCCACACAACACAAAGGCACACUAUGAACGAUAUGCUUCACUGGUGAGGUCUGGGAUGGAGGAUUCUCAGCAUUCAUUCAAAGGUUCCUGGCAUUGAUUUUGCAGAGUUCCAUAAAAGGACCCAAACUACUACCAUUUGCACAACGUAUUUAAAUAAAUCCUUUACUCUUUUAAGUCUUUCAAUCCUUUUUUUUACAAGACAAUGUUAUGCAUUUUUGUUGAUUCCUCAAGAUUAAAUCUGGAUGAAGUGAAAA